Molecule: messenger RNA, 1572 nt
Organism: Aspergillus ochraceoroseus IBT 24754
Lineage: Eukaryota; Fungi; Ascomycota; Eurotiomycetes; Eurotiales; Aspergillaceae
Product: NmrA family NAD(P)-binding protein
Exons: 2
Coding region: 44-1102 (352 amino acids)
Source: RefSeq, a predicted model, not a curated record
CAGCUCCCGAGAAACCCAAUAUCCUACCAAUUCGCUAUCCCGAAUGACCCAACAAAAGAAGACCAUUGCCGUCGUGAACGCGACCGGUCGCCAAGCCGCGUCCCUCAUCCGGGUCGCUUCCGCUGUCGGACAUCAAGUGCGCGCCCAGAUCCAUUCCCUGAAAGGCGUCAUCGCAGAGGAACUCCAAGAUCUCCCCAAUGUCACCCUCUUCCAAGGCCCCCUGUUGAAUAAUGUUCCCCUCAUGGAUACCCUUUUCCAGGGCGCCAAUAUCGCCUUCAUUAAUACCACCUCCCAAUCGGGCGAUGAAGUCGCCAUUGGUCGCGCCUUAGCUGAUGCCGCCAACCGAGCGGGGUCCAUCCAGCACUACAUCUACAGCAGUAUGCCCGAUCACUCUGUUUACGGUCCUUGGCCUCCCGUGCCUCUCUGGGCCCCCAAGUUCACCGUCGAGAACUAUAUCCGCCAACUAGGCCUCCCGUCGACCUUUGUCUUCACCGGAAUCUACAACAACAACUUCACCAGUCUCCCUUACCCGCUCUUCCAGAUGGAGCUCAUGCCCGACGGCAGCUUCGAGUGGCACGCGCCUUUUGACCCGGAUACUCCGCUGCCCUGGCUAGACGCUGAGCACGAUGUUGGCCCCGCGCUGCUGCAGAUUUUCAAGGAUGGACCCAAGAAGUGGAACGGCCAUCGGAUCGCGCUCACAUUCGAGACCCUCUCUCCGAACCAAGUCUGUUCAGCCUUCUCGCGCGCCCUCAAUCGCCGUUGCAAGUACGUCCACGUCCCCCAGGUCGAAAUCAAGGUCAACAUUCCAGCUGGAUACCGGGAACAACUAGAGGCGAUCGAAGUGGUAUUCGGGCAGCACAAUGCACCCUACUUCCCACUGCCCGAAUUCUCCCGUCCUGCCGCAGGAUCUCCCAAGGGGUUAGGCCCAGCCAAUGGCAAGGGCGCGGGCGCGGGAAUGAUGCAGGGUCCCGGAGGCGUCGUCUCGCAACGUGUCACAGACGAAGCCCGGCACCUAUGGUCGGGCUGGCGUGACAUGGAAGAAUAUGCACGCGAGGUAUUCCCCGUGGAGGAGGAAGCCAACGGACUCGACUGGAUGCUUUGAAGAUACACCAGCAAGUGGAAGUUUCAGAUUCCCUUGGGAGGCGGCAACCCAAGAAGGAUAACUGUUCAAGGGGAGGGCAAAAGUUUAAGUCGGUGAGCGGAAGGCAAGCUCUUUAUCCGUGCUUUGAUACGAACCGUCGAGUGCGAUUGGCCCGAUAGGGAGAUUGCAUCUACCUGUUAUCGGAGACUUCCCCGACACUACUUCUUAGUUUACUAUCCUGCACUGCGCGGGGGGAGAGGGGGGGUCCUCCACUAUCUUUUCCCCUCGCUCCCACACCGCACCAUCCAACAUCUUCACUCGCUAUCGGGCCCAACAUCUCUUUUUUAAAUCGCGCAAUCUCUCAUGCAUUACUGGCGAAUUCGGUUGGGUCUUAUCUUUGGAGCGAAAACUAACCCAGAAAAAAAAAAAAAAAGAAAACAAUUCGAUACCACGAAUCAGAAGAAAAGAGGAACAACGUCGGUCUAUCUUGG